Molecule: messenger RNA, 2307 nt
Organism: Fusarium proliferatum ET1
Lineage: Eukaryota; Fungi; Ascomycota; Sordariomycetes; Hypocreales; Nectriaceae
Exons: 2
Coding region: 1-2307 (768 amino acids)
Biological process (GO): arabinan catabolic process; xylan catabolic process
Cellular component (GO): plant-type cell wall
Molecular function (GO): xylan 1,4-beta-xylosidase activity; alpha-L-arabinofuranosidase activity
Source: RefSeq, a predicted model, not a curated record
AUGUUGCUCAAUCUUCAGGUCGCUGCUAGCGUCUUAUCGCUUUCUCUUCUGAAUGGACGGGCUAUAGCUGCUACCCCCUUCUAUACCUUACCCGACUGUACCAAGGAGCCCUUGAGCAAGAAUGGAAUUUGCGAUACCUCGUUAUCUCCUCCUCAAAGGGCAGCUGCUCUAGUUGCUGCUUUGACGCCCCAAGAGAAGGUGGGCAAUCUAGUGAGCAAUGCAACUGGCGCACCAAGAAUUGGACUCCCAAGAUACAACUGGUGGAACGAAGCCCUUCAUGGAGUCGCUGGAUCUCCCGGUGCUCACUUUGAUUCUAACACGCCUCCAUACGAUGUCGCUACAUCGUUUCCCAUGCCUCUUCUUCUCGCUGCUGCCUUCGACGAUGAUUUAAUCCAUGACAUCGGCAAUACCGUCGGCACUGAAGCGCGUGCAUUCACCAACGGUGGCAUGCGCGGAGUUGAUUUCUGGACGCCCAACGUGAACCCUUUUAAAGAUCCUCGUUGGGGUCGGGGCUCCGAAACUCCUGGUGAGGAUGCUCUUCAUGUCAGCCGCUAUGCUCGGAACAUCGUCAGAGGUCUUGAGGGCGAUAAGGAGCAGCGACGUAUUGUUGCUACCUGCAAGCAUUACGCUGGUAACGACUUUGAGGACUGGGGAGGUUUUACCCGCCAUGACUUUGAUGCCAAGAUCACUCCGCAAGAUCUGGCCGAGUACUACGUCAGACCUUUCCAGGAGUGCACCCGUGAUGCAAAGGUCGGGUCUAUCAUGUGCGCUUACAAUGCCGUGAAUGGCAUCCCCUCGUGCGCAAACUCUUAUCUGCAGGAAACGAUUCUCAGAGGGCACUGGAACUGGACGCGCGAUAACAACUGGAUCACCAGUGAUUGCGGAGCUAUGCAAGACAUCUGGCAGAAUCACAAGUAUGUCAAGACCAACGCCGAAGGUGCCCAGGUGGCUUUUGAGAACGGCAUGGAUUCUAGCUGUGAGUAUACUACUACCAGCGACGUCUCCGAUUCCUACAAGCAAGGUCUCUUGACCGAGAAGCUCAUGGAUCGUUCGCUGAAACGUCUUUUCGAAGGGCUCGUUCAUACUGGUUUCUUUGACGGUGCCAAAGCGCAAUGGAACUCGCUCAGUUUUGCCGAUGUCAACACCAAGAAGGCUCAGGACCUCGCACUCCGAUCUGCUGUCGAGGGUGCCGUUCUUCUUAAGAACGACGGCACCUUGCCUCUGAAGCUCAAGAAGAAGGAUAGUGUUGCUAUGAUCGGAUUCUGGGCCAACGAUACUUCCAAGCUCCAGGGCGGAUACAGCGGUCGUGCUCCUUUCCUUCACAGCCCGCUUUACGCAGCUGAGAAGCUUGGUCUUGACACCAACGUGGCUUGGGGUCCGACGCUGCAGAACAGCUCGUCUCACGAUAACUGGACUACCAAUGCUGUGGCUGCGGCAAAGAAGUCUGAUUAUAUCCUCUACUUUGGCGGUCUCGACGCCUCAGCUGCUGGCGAGGACAGAGACCGGGAGAACCUCGACUGGCCUGAAAGUCAACUAACUCUGCUCCAGAAGCUCUCUAGUCUCGGGAAACCACUGGUAGUUAUCCAGCUUGGCGAUCAGGUCGAUGACACUGCUCUUCUGAAGAACAAGAAGAUCAACAGUAUUCUUUGGGUCAACUACCCUGGUCAGGAUGGCGGCACUGCAGUUAUGGAUUUACUCACCGGGCGUAAGAGUCCUGCUGGUCGACUACCCGUCACACAGUAUCCCAGUAAAUACACUGAGCAGAUUGGCAUGACCGAUAUGGACCUGAGACCUACCAAGUCGUUGCCUGGAAGGACUUAUCGCUGGUAUUCGACUCCAGUUCUGCCCUACGGUUUUGGCCUCCACUACACCAGCUUCAAGGCCAAUUUCAAGGCCAAUAAGUUGACCUUCGACAUCCAGAAGCUUCUCAAGGGCUGCAGUGCUCAAUACUCUGAUACAUGCGCUCUGCCUACCAUCCAAGUCAGCGUCAAGAACACUGGUCGCAUUACCUCCGACUUUGUAUCCCUUGUCUUUAUCAAGAGUGAAGUUGGACCUAAGCCAUAUCCGCUCAAAACACUUGCAGCUUAUGGUCGCUUGCAUGAUGUCGCUCCUUCUUCGACCAAGGAUAUCUCGCUCGAGUGGACAUUGGAUAACAUCGCACGAAGGGGUGAGAAUGGAGAUCUGGUGGUGUAUCCUGGUACUUAUACUCUGUUGCUGGAUGAACCUACGCAAGCUAAGGUCCAGGUUACGUUGACUGGAAAGAAGGCUACCUUGGAUAAGUGGCCUCAAGACCCCAAGUCUGCCUGA